ACAUCCAAUCGACAUCGUAGGAUAAGAAUUUUUUUUCUGGAACAUACAAGAAUCAAGAUUAUUUGUUUCAUCCACACUCUUCUACCAGAAAUGGAUGAUCUGAUGGCAAGCUCCCACCGGGGAGCUGCACCAAUUAAAGUCACCUUUCAUGUUAAAAUAUAUAAUUCUUCAAAGAAAUCAGAUUUGAAGCGAGGUGGUGAAAGCCAGCCCGGACUGAGCCAGCUCGCAACAACAGGAUACACCCACAGUAAUUACACUCAAAGCCUUAUUACCAACUUUAAGGUGUAUAGGGGAGAUAAAUUUGAAACCGGCCCCGUUGAAGUUGAGCUUUCGAAAUUAUAUAAAAGCCUGGAAGAAAUUAAAGAACCUGCCGGCGAGUUUGUAAACGGAUCAGAAGUCGGUUUCAUACAUACAAUGUCUAUCGGUGAUUCUAUUGAAAACUUAACCAAAAUUGGUGUUUCUCGCUGGCUCUGGCCAGGAUCACGUCAUCCCAUCCAUGUUUAUCCAUUAACGCGAGAGGCAGAUCCAUGUAAAGCCGAACGAAUAAAUGAAAUGCAGAAGUAUCGUGACCUCUAUAAGUUAAAAUACGUAGAGGGCUUCCCUCUUAAGUUGGAAACAUUGCCGCGCAACGAAAAAGAUUUGAUAUACACGAUAAGAAUCGCAUUGGACGCAGCGGAAAUCUACUUUGAAGAGUUGUAUGCUAGAUGGACAAUAUGGACAUUGGAGAAGCUAGAUGACUUAAACUUGAUUUACAGCGACAGCUCUCUUCCGGAACCGAAGGAGUCUUUUAUGCAUUGGAAGGAAGACACGUGGUUUGGAUAUCAACGUCUUAAUCGUUGUAACCCCAAAUCAAUAAGAUUGUGUGAAGAAAUCCCUUCAAAACUUGGUGUGGAUGAAGCGAUGAUGGAACCAGUUCUGAAAGGAGAAACACUGGAAGGAUUAAUCAAAAAGAAACGUCUGUUUUACACAGAUUUAAAAAUUUUGGAUGGUGUUAUACACAGAAAAGAAUAUGAUAUGUGUGCUCCCAUUGCAUUAUUUAUGCUGAAUUCAAACGACGAUUUGACACCAAUUGCAAUACAACUGCAGCAAGACAAAAGACAAGAAAAUCCUGUCUUUCUUCCAACAGACGAUGAAGGCGUUUGGACUCUUGCUAAAAUGUGGUACAAUAUGGCUGAUGCCAAUUAUCAUCAAUCUGUUGUGCACUUGGGUUUAACCCAUAUGCUGAUGCAAAUUGUCAGUGCUCACAUGCAUAGGAAUAUACAUCCGACGCAUCCACUCUUCAAAAUUUUGGCCCCUCACACUUAUUUACUUAUGCUUAUCAACGAUUUCGCAUUCAAGAAACUUAUAAAUCCUGGUGCUUGGGUCGACCAAACAAUGACCAUUGGAUCGGAGGGAAUGAUAAAACUGGUUUGUAAAGGACUACAAGAAUGGGACUUUUAUCGAGAUGGAAUUCCUGCUAAUGAUUUUGCAAACCGAAAAGUUGACGAUCCGAAAGUUUUGCCCAAAUACUAUUUCAGAGAUGAUUCGCUUUUAUUGUACGACUGUGUAUAUAAGUACGUGUCCAGCUAUAUAGAUCUCCACUAUGAAAAUGAUGAAGUUGUUGAUGGGGACGGAGAGUUGCAGGAUUGGGUAGAAAAUAUGUCCGUGCCAAGCAGAGGUGGAUUGAAGGGUUUACCAAUGAAAGAUGGUAAGGGUCACGUGUCUUCAAAGGAGGACUUGAAAUGGAUUGUGUCCGUAAUCAUCUUCACCUGCAGUGUGUCACAUGCUGCUGUUAAUUUCCUACAAUAUGACGAAUAUGGUUACCCUGCAAACUAUCCAUCGAUGCUGAGGACACCGCUAUUAAAAGACAAAGCACCCAGAACCGAGAAGCAUAUCGUAGAUGCCCUGCCUGAGUUAAAAACAAUUCUCGGUGCUUUGAAAAUCACCAGCGUCCUGAGCAAAAGAGGAACCAAUCCUCUGGGAAAUUUCGAUGUAAAAUAUAUCUGUCAUCAAGCGGGACGUCAUUGCGUCGCCGAGUUCCAAUCGAAUCUGAAAAGAAUUACUAAAGAAAUCAGUGAAAAAAUUGAAAACCGUGGUUGGCCUUACGACGUCUUGGAUCCUCCCUUAAUUCCUAACUCUAUCGCUAUUUGAAUGUAUGUGCCUCUGUAUGUGUGUGUGUGUGUGUGUGUGUG
Molecule: messenger RNA, 2171 nt
Organism: Octopus sinensis (East Asian common octopus)
Lineage: Eukaryota; Metazoa; Mollusca; Cephalopoda; Octopoda; Octopodidae
Product: polyunsaturated fatty acid lipoxygenase ALOX15B-like
Exons: 16
Coding region: 91-2130 (679 amino acids)
Biological process (GO): lipid oxidation
Molecular function (GO): oxidoreductase activity, acting on single donors with incorporation of molecular oxygen, incorporation of two atoms of oxygen; metal ion binding
Source: RefSeq, a predicted model, not a curated record